AUGGUUUGGGAUACAAAUGGUACAGGUGUUGAUCUACAUGUCAUUGAACCGACAGAUGAAAAGUGUUAUUAUUCUCAUAAAAAUACAGCUAUUGGUGGUAUGAUAACUCGUGGUUUUAUCAGUGGCUAUGAACCAGAAGAGUAUCUGCUUCGAAACGCAGUCAAAGGUGCAUGUAUGUUUGGUCAAUCGAAUCAGCAAAAAGAAAUUGUUACAUUACGAUUAACUAGUAAUCAAGAAAUGAUCGAUGUCUGUAAAGUAGAAUUUGACGAUGAUGUCAAACGAAAAACAAACAAUAAAACAAUCGAUGAUCAAAAAUCGAAUACGACUAUUCAUUCAAAUAUUAUUUGUGAAAGGUGUGAUAUGUCACCAAUAAAAGGAGAUCGUUAUAGAUGUUUAUUCUGUCCAGAUAUUGACUUUUGUCAAUCGUGCAAAUCGACUAGUGGAACAAAUUAUGGAUCGAAUUAUCAGUACAAUCAUCUCUUAUCAUGCAUUAAAGAUUCAAGUGAAUAUUCAGAGUCAUUUUAUUUACAGAAUCGUACUGAUAUCGAUCAUGCAAAUAUUCAAUGCAAUUCAUGUUCUAUAAAACCAAUAAUAGGUAUUCGUUAUCAUUGUAUUUGUGGAAUAAAUUUAUGUGAAAAAUGCGAAUUUACGGGUUUACACGAUCAAAGUCAUCAUCGUACAAAACUAACCCAGUAUAAUACAAUUCAAUUUUUGACUUGA
This is a messenger RNA of Rotaria sordida, 720 nucleotides long. Lineage: Eukaryota; Metazoa; Rotifera; Eurotatoria; Philodinida; Philodinidae. The record is from the annotation of a GenBank genome assembly.